CUGAGCCUCAUCUUCCAAUAUCGCUCUCAUACGCGAAGAACGUGCCGAUUAUAAAGCGCGCCUUCUGCGCUCUGAGACAAACUGCGCGGGUUGUAACUGACUGAUGAUGUUCAGUCCUUGCGACCUUGAACGAUCCCCGUAUGGUCCCCCGAUCUGAGACACCCUGGUCCGGCAGGCGACUGGGCCUGUCAUUGCCCCACGACUGUUAUUGGUAUUGUGUCAUCCUGGUACAAUUGCGAUCUACCAAGAGUGGCCGAAUUUCAGUUCAUAACUUACCGUGUCGACUUAGCAUUUGUCGUAUGACACAAUCGCUUCAUUGGUCAACGCACCUGACUUACCUAGCCAAGCUCUAACCACGCGAAAAGCAGCGGGUCGGCGACUACACCACAGUGAGAACAGUGUGUUUCUUGUUCGGGCCCUUGCGGCUCCACGACCUGACGGCUACUCCCUCCGCAACUCUUUUCUACUCCAUCGGCAAUCCAAUACGACCCCCAGCAUGCUUGUGCGCAACAUAUUAGGACUGACAACUAUUGUGUACCUUGCUACCGGUCUCGCUGCUGCCAGUUCAAGCUGCUAUUAUCCUAAUGGUAACAAAAACAAUGGUGGAGCGUGCGAUGCGAACGCGGAAGUGUCUGCAUGCUGUGGGCCAACAUUUGUCUGCUUGAACAAUGGCCUCUGUCAGCCUGGUGCAGAUACCAAACGAACAUACGCGUAUGACUUUUAUCGCAGUGGUUGUACAGAUGCCACGUUCAACUCUACAUUGUGUCCCCAAUUCUGUGUUGGCUUGGGUUACCACAAUGAUCGUGGCCAAGGCGUGAAGAGUUGUGGUAAUAACACUUACUGCUGUGGGGCCUCCGGAGACUGUUGCAGCGACUUUUCCAAUGUUUUCGCGCUGGACGCGGUGCAGGUCAUCACUACCAUAUCAGCAUCAUCUGCAUACAUAACGGACACCGCCAACGGGACUUCAGCAAGUAUUUCGGCGCCAGAAGAAGAUCACCAUGCGCUAGCGAUAGGUCUAGGCGUCGGUAUUGGGAUGGGAGGCUUCCUUGUGGUUGCCCUCGCGAUACUCUACGUUCUGAAACGCAGAGCUAAGCUGAAACGCAAUGCUGAGCAUGGAAAAGAAGAGGAAGUCUCAGAACUGGAUGCGUCGUCGAUAGCCCAGCUACCAGAUGCAUCGGCUGAGCCUGCACCUGCACCUACCAAGGUUGGUCAUACUGCACUAGCGGGUGCCGUAAUUCAUGAAAUAGCUGACGGAAGAGCGGGUUCAUCCGCCGCGCCUCAUGAGCUGGAAGCCAAUAACACCUACGACUGGGAGCCGCGGGGCGAGCCCGAACCGCGUGAUGGAGGCCUCAAACCUGUGGAUAACACCGCGCAUUAAAUGCCAAAAUAGCCAUUCUAAUACAGGAGUAGUUACCAGACUAUAUUUACAACGAAUGCACAAUAUAGUCCGGAGAUCGUGUGAUUCUGUAUGUCUUGGUACAUGAGAGUGUGGCUAAACAAAGCGCGCUGUAAGUGAACUGAUCAGCUCCCUUAGUUUUACAUGCUCUAUCUGGAAGCACC
Messenger RNA from Boeremia exigua, 1560 nucleotides. RefSeq lists its product as uncharacterized. Lineage: Eukaryota; Fungi; Ascomycota; Dothideomycetes; Pleosporales; Didymellaceae. The coding region runs from base 497 to 1378 and encodes 293 amino acids. The record is from RefSeq and is a predicted model, not a curated record. The transcript has 2 exons.